GAAAAAGGUAAUUCCGAAUAAGUUUUCGUGUCGAAAGGGCAAUUGAAGUCUUGAAUAGCCCCUUCCAACCUUCCACUCCUCACUUCGUUUCCGUCGCUGUUUUGCUCACUCCCAUUUCGUAUCAGUAGUCAGAGAUCAAAAUGUCUCGUAGAUAUGACAGCCGUACAACAAUCUUCUCCCCUGAAGGACGUCUUUACCAAGUGGAAUAUGCAAUGGAGGCUAUCGGGAAUGCUGGUACUGCAAUAGGGAUCUUAUCAAAAGAUGGGGUUGUGCUGGUCGGCGAAAAGAAGGUCACAUCCAAGCUGCUCCAAACCUCAACUUCCACCGAGAAAAUGUACAAGAUUGAUGAUCAUGUUGCCUGCGCCGUGGCUGGGAUAAUGUCUGAUGCCAACAUCCUAAUCAAUACCGCCAGGGUCCAAGCGCAACGCUACACAUAUGCCUAUCAAGAGCCCAUGCCAGUUGAGCAGUUAGUUCAGUCUCUCUGUGAUACCAAGCAAGGUUACACCCAAUUUGGUGGCCUUAGGCCAUUUGGGGUCUCAUUCCUGUUUGCAGGAUGGGACAAGAAUUUCGGCUUUCAGCUUUACAUGAGUGACCCUAGUGGAAACUAUGGUGGCUGGAAAGCUGGAGCCAUCGGUGCAAAUAACCAGGCAGCACAAUCAAUACUAAAACAGGACUACAAGGAUGAUAUCACAAGAGAAGAGGCAGUGCAACUUGCAUUGAAGGUUUUGAGCAAAACCAUGGACAGCACAAGUCUGACCUCAGAAAAGCUCGAGCUUGCAGAGGUUUUCCUGUCACCCUCUGGAAAAGUCAAGUAUGAAGUUUGCUCCCCAGAGUCCCUCACUAAGCUGUUGGUGAAGUUUGGUGUAACCCAACCUGCAACAGACACUGCCUAGUUUGCUAAUCCAUGCUUGGUGCAGUUUAAUUAUGUGUUUCUUAUUCAUUUGUGGUGCUUUUGGGAUCAGAUAUUGGCUCAAACAUAUUACAAGUUGAAACAUUUUUCAUGUUGGUAAUGCAAAUGGCUUUGUGUUUGACACAUUAGAUUUUCAAGGCAGACCUAUGGUGUUUGGGUCCUAUAUGGUUAAACACCAUAUUUCCAUGAUUUGAUACUUGUUAUUUUGAAUUAAGGCUAUAGGAUCAACA
Molecule: messenger RNA, 1140 nt
Organism: Cajanus cajan (pigeon pea)
Lineage: Eukaryota; Viridiplantae; Streptophyta; Magnoliopsida; Fabales; Fabaceae
Product: proteasome subunit alpha type-4
Biological process (GO): ubiquitin-dependent protein catabolic process
Cellular component (GO): proteasome core complex, alpha-subunit complex; proteasome core complex
Source: RefSeq, a predicted model, not a curated record